Molecule: messenger RNA, 1198 nt
Organism: Dovyalis caffra
Lineage: Eukaryota; Viridiplantae; Streptophyta; Magnoliopsida; Malpighiales; Salicaceae
Source: the annotation of a GenBank genome assembly
AUGGCUAGUGAAGCACUUUUGACCUUCAGAAAUGCAAUUGUCAGCUCAGAUGGUAUUCUUCCUUUGUGGAGGCCAGAGGAUGCUGAACCAUGUAAUUGGAGAGGCGUGACAUGUGAUCUGAAAACCAAGAGAGUAAUAUAUUUGAGUCUGAAGAACCAUAAAUUAAGUGGUCCUAUAUCACCCGACCUUGGGAAGUUGGAGCACUUGAGAAUUUUAGCUCUACACAACAACAACUUCUAUGGAACAAUUCCUUCAGAGUUGGGAAAUUGCACAGAGUUGCAGGGAAUAUUCUUGCAGGGCAACUACUUAAGUGGACCAAUUCCAAGCGAACUAGGAAACCUAACUGCACUUCAAAAUCUGGAUAUCUCAAGCAAUUCUCUGAGCGGGUCAAUCCCUUUAUCACUUGGGAGGUUAAAUAAACUCAUCACCUUCAAUGUGUCAAACAAUUUUCUGGUUGGGCCGAUACCAUCUGAUGGUGUGCUCAUCAACUUCUCAGAUAACUCGUUUACUGGAAAUCGUGAUUUGUGUGGAAAGCAGAUCAAUAGAACUUGCAAAGAUAACAGUGGAGGGCCUGGCACUGAUGGGAAGCCUUCUUCAGGUAUAAUUAUAACUCAUCCUGAAAACUCCAUUCUUUUGACUAGAAUCUUACUCCUGGGAGUUGUUGAGGUCACUAUGGAAUUUGGAAAUGGAAUUGAAUUGCCAAAAUCAAGGGGAAAGAAAAAAUACUCUGGUGGAUUGCUCAUCAGCACUUCAGCAACCAUUGGUGCGCUACUUUUGGUCGCACUUAUGUGUUUUUGGGGUUGCUUCCUAUAUAAGAAGUUUGGUAAAAAUGAGAGUAACGGUAUUGCAAUGGAUGUUAGUGGAGGUGCAUCAAUUGUAAUGUUUCAUGGGGACCUGCCCUACUCUUCAAAAGACAUCAUAAAAAAAUUAGAGACUUUGACUGAGGAACAUGUCAUAGGCUCUGGGGGUUUUGGAACCGUGUACAAGCUUGAAAUGGAUGAUGGCAGUAUAUUUGCCUUGAAGAGAAUUGUAAAGAUGGAUGAGGGUUUUGAUCGUUUCUUUGAGAGGGAACUUGAAAUUCUUGGAAGCAUAAAACACCGCUACCUGGUUAAUUUACGAGGUUAUUGCAAUUCUCCUAUGUCAAAAUUGUUGAUUUAUGAUUUCCUACCGGGUGGUAGCCUUGACGAAGCACUCCAUG